Triticum aestivum (bread wheat) is the source of this 1168-nucleotide messenger RNA. Its product is annotated as glycine-rich cell wall structural protein 2. The coding region runs from base 21 to 905 and encodes 294 amino acids. NCBI's taxonomy places the organism in Eukaryota, Viridiplantae, Streptophyta, Magnoliopsida, Poales, Poaceae. The transcript has a single exon. The record is from RefSeq and is a predicted model, not a curated record.
UCAGCCGAGUCUCACUCACAAUGGCUACUAGCACCAAGCUUGCAGCUCUCGGUUUUGUUGUCCUUGUGAGCAUUGGGUUCACCGAUGCCGCAAGGAUGCUCGGUAGCUCCUCCAGUGCUUCAGGUGGAGGGGGAGGUGGAGGUGGCGGGGGAGGCGGUGGGUCUGGUGGGAGUGGAUAUGGUGGAGGUUCUGGGUCAGGUGGAGGCUUAGGAUAUAGUGAGAGCGGUGGAGAUUGGGGUAACAAGUGGAACUUCGCCAAGGGAUUUGGUGGAGGAGGAGGAGCUGGUGGUGGUGGAGGAUCAAAGGGUGGAUCCGGGUCUGGCUCCGGAUUUGGCUUCGGCACUGGCAGCGGUGCAAGUGGCUCCGCAUUGGCCCCUAGCGGCAAUGGUUAUGCCAGUGCUGACGGUAAGGGCGGGGGUGGUGGCGGAGGUGGUGGUGCAGAUGGGUCUAGCGGAACCGGGACUGGAUCUGGCCUUGGCAAGGGGUAUGGUGAGAGUGGUGUGUCAAAGGCACCGGCUCCUGUUGCUGGUGGUGAUGGUACCAGCUACUCUGAUGCUGGCGGUAGUGGUAACGGUGGUGGUGGUGGUAACAACGGAAAUGGAGGUGGUGCCGGCGCUGGCGCUGGACAGGCUGGUAGCGACGACACUUCUGGAGGCUUUGCAAAUGGGGGAGGAAGCGGCAAUGGUGGCGGCGCAACUGGAGAUGUCGCUGACGGUCCAAGUGUUGGAGUUGGAUCUGGUGCUGGGUCUGGCGCUGCUCAGACCGGUAGCACUGGCUCUUAUGGCGAAGGCUAUGCCACGGGAAUGGGCGGUGGCAUGGGUGGUGGCAGUGGUGAAAGCCAAAAUGGCGGAACUGGAAGUGGCGGAGGCAGUGGAUCCGGAUCUGGUGGUGGCGGAUACCACUAAAUUACCCUUUAUUGAAAAAGCUAGAAUGGGAACUCGACAUGUAUUUUAAUCUCCGUCAUUUUACUAGCACUUCGCAUCAGAGGGCAUGUGGCAUGCAAGGAAGGGAUGAUCCUGAAUGCCGGUGGAAGGAGCUAAAUAGCAUUUCUGGGAUUAACAUUUAAUUCCACCUAUUCAGGCAGGUUUGUGCCAAUAGGCAUAAUAAUGAUGUGAAGGAGUAGCUCCUUUGUAGCCUUUUCUAUCUCAAUAGUCAAAUUGCUUGAUUC